Messenger RNA from Rhododendron vialii, 2192 nucleotides. Its product is annotated as calmodulin-like protein 3. NCBI's taxonomy places the organism in Eukaryota, Viridiplantae, Streptophyta, Magnoliopsida, Ericales, Ericaceae. Bases 206 to 910 code for a protein of 234 amino acids. The transcript has a single exon. The record is from RefSeq and is a predicted model, not a curated record. Gene Ontology annotation, molecular function: calcium ion binding.
AAUUAUUAAUAGGUUUCUCUCUUUUAAAAAAAAAAACCUAGCAAGCAUAAUAACAAUUCUCUCCCUUAUAACAAACAACAACAGGAAUGCUACAAACACUAGCCUCUUUGUUCUUUACCCUCUCGCUCUCUCUCUCUCUCUCUCUCCUCUUCGUAUUCCUCUACUUCAUUAAACCAUCACAAGGAGGAGGAAGAGGAGGAGAAAGAUGAUGUUGAUGGCAAUUGGAGUACUGUCACUUCUCUUUGUAUUUGGCCUUUUCCACACUCUCCUCCACUCUCAAACAACGAAGCUCGUCGCGUGGUCUCGAUCCUCGCUGAAGAAGGUAUUUUCGUCGCAACGCGUUGUCCCCAGUCCGACCGACAGCGAGGAGAUCGUAAGGAGCGGGACGUCCCACAGGAAGGCGGAGGCCGAGCUGAGGAAAGUCUUCGCCACCUUUGACAAGAACAAGGACGGCUUCAUAACGAAGCAGGAGCUCAGGGAGUCGAUGAGGAACGUCGGGGUGGACAUGUCGGAGGCGGAGGCCGCGGAGAUGGUCGAGAAGGUGGAUUCGAACAGGGACGGGCUGAUCGAUUUCGACGAGUUCUGCGAGCUGUUCGACUCGAUGGCAGGCGGGGAUCGGGCGGCGGGCGAGGGUCGCGGAGAGGAGGCCGGGGAGGGAGGAGGAGGGGGAGAGGGGGAUUUCAUGAAGGAGGCUUUCGAUGUAUUUGAUGGGGACAGGGAUGGGCUGAUAACGGUGGAGGAGUUGGGGUUGGUGCUGAGUUCUCUGGGGAUGAAGGAAGGGGAGAGGUUGGAGAAUUGUAAAGAGAUGAUUAGGAAAGUUGAUGUGGAUGGAGAUGGCAUGGUUAAUUUUGAUGAGUUCAAAGAGAUGAUGAAAACUGGUGGUGGUGGGAGGCUUGUUGCAGUUUCCUAACCCCUCUCUCUCUUUCUCUCCAAAAAUCUCAGCAGCCCAUUUCAAGUUCUGUCUUUCCAAAAACCCCAUUUUAGAGAUUGUUCGGCUAAAUAAAUUAUUUGGCUUAUUUUUUUUAUUCAAAUUUUUUCAAUUUUUAAAUUUUUUGAAGAUUAUUGUUUCUUUAUGACAAGAGGAAUCUAGAAAGUAAAAAAUUAAGAUCGAAAUUUAAUUUUUUUUUGAAUAAAGACGAAAAAAAUUGACUUAUUGGCUUAUUUUUGUCUUUAUUCAAAAAAAUUAGAUUUUGAUCGUAAUUUUUUACUUUUUAGAAUUCUCUCGUCAUAACGAAACAAUAAUCUCCAAAAAUUUAACAAAUGCGAAAACAAUUUGAAUAAGAACAAAAAAAAUAAGACACUUUGCUUAUUUAUCCGAACAACCCAGUUCUUCUGCUCUCUCUUUAUAACUAGCUAGUUGUCGGACCAGCUUCCACAUAUUUCGAUUAAUCUCAUACUUUACCAGCUGUGAAUAAGUUAUUCACGAAGGCGUUCAAUCUCAGCCGUCCAAAAAUGUUUUGGAUGAUCCGGAUUAAAAACGUCCACUGACGGUAAUAGAUGAUUUUUAAUCUGGAUCGUCUCAAAAUACUUUUGGACGAUUGAGAUUAAGCUCCGUAAAACUUAUUCAUGACUCCUCCGUGAAUAAGUUUUUCUCAUUUUACGAUCAAUGGUAGGAUAAACGUUCAGUGGCUCCCACUAGAUGGGAGGCUUAGGUUGUCUCUUUGUACAUAUAACAUGGGGAAUCUUGUAUUCCUCAUCACAAAAUGUGUUCUUAAUUAGCAAUCCAUGACAGUUGAAUUAGUAGAUGCGACGAACGAGUUGUGGUGUUUUACAGAUGGAAAGGCGUACGGGAAUUCGCACCGACAUCACAAGGAGAAGAAAGUCAUUACGCUGAUGGAUCAAUCUUUUCUUUUCAGCGGGGUCAGCUAUGGCUUAAGUCCGAAUAUUUCUAGAUUGGGUGGGUUUUCCAGUUGAUCGGGGCCGGGGGUUGCUGCCCACUCUUUCUACCGAGGAAAAAACAUCACAAGGAGAGAAAGAAAAGUCUUUUUUUUUUUUUUUUUAAUGUUCUUUUUUUUUUUUUUCGGUCAAACGAAAAUUCUGAAGUGUUCUCUUUUGUUUGAUUGUGUCAAAGGUUUUGUACUUAGAAUGUAUAUAUUGGUUUGCUGUUGUAUCUUCCAACAAAAAUACCUGUGCAAAAUAUGUAAAGCCAGCCCUUUGAAAAAUAAUGGAACAUGUACAAAUUAACUACAAAA